AUGAAGAAACGGGCUCCACCAAAUCCAACGAGCGCCAGCACUUUUUUUUUUUGGCAGCUGCUUCCUACCACGGCCGCGUCAUGUUCAGCCGCAGCGCAGACGGACGGCGGUGACGGUGUGGACACCGGCGAGUCGAUGAGGGAGGCGGUCGCGGCAGUUCUUAAGGAAUCAUUUACGCCGUCAGAAACGACAGGGUUGUGGCAGCGCUGCAUAGAAGAAGAGCAGGCCAAUUCCGAGACAAUUGAAAGCCUACUGGAUGUCUCCUGGAAGCGGGUUGAGGACGUCAUUGCGAGAAACAAACGGCGUCGUUGUGUCAUCGAGGAGGAGUUGCCUCAGAGCCUGGCGGAAGUGGACACGUACCGCUUUUGGACACCCGACAUGGCGGCGGCGCGCUUCCACUUUCCCAGGCCGGAGGAGUUUGGGCUGCGCACGACCGAGACCGUCGGGGCGGGUGGAGAGACCGGCGCCGAUGUUUUGCCGGCGGACACCACAGAACAGGCAUCUCAUGACAUGAGCUCCUCGAACGCAUUACCCGGCGACUCCUCUUCACUUGUUUUGCAGCCUACGCCGCCAACAACGCCUACGCCUUCGGCUGCUGCCACGGAUCCGACGAUGCCGGGGAAACACAGGGCAAAUGCAUGGAGGAGGACGGAUAAGGAGCUGCUUGACCCCACCAAGUCGCCCAACCCUCUGCGCCGUCUUUUUGCUCCCAUUCUUCGACGGCGACAUGAACUCCCCAAGGCACUUACGCUCCUGAUCAACGCCGUCCAGCGUGUUCAAUCAGAGGGGCUUCCCGAGAUUGAGGCGUUGAUUGAGAAGGGCUACCUUCACAUGCCACUCCACCGUUCAUUUCGGCAUAUCUCCUCCUUUAUCACGCGCUACCUUUCAGAGAAUUCGAGAGGCGAGGGUCGAGAGCGUGAAUUUGCUGAGAAUUACAAACCAUCCGCUUUUCGAUUUGAGGAAGCGCGGGAAAAACUGCGAGAAAUGGGAAGCAAACGCGCGGCUGCGCCAUCCAAGUGUGAAAAAGCAGUGGAGAUUGUGUACAGCACACUGCUAACGGAGCUGCGAGAGAGGAAAGUGCUUCAAAAUGACUGCGACAGUGCCUUACAAAGCAUCACAGAUAACACCAACCUGCAGUUAGAUGGGAUGGAGAAGGGUCUGCAGGAUUGUGACAUUGAGUCUCGUCAGGUGCUUGGCGACCUUGAACGAGACGUUUGUGCAUACUUGGAAAAAUUAAAGGAGGCAAUUGAAAGUACCAAGGCUGCCAGAAAAGAGAUUUACAACGAAUAUCAACGUGAUCAUGAUCGUUUGCAUUCUUCUCUAAAUGGUAAAUUAUACCAGUUGAAGAAGAGUGAGGACAUGCAGGAAAAGCUUGCCCGACGCAUUCGGGAGGCCACAAAGGAGUGGCACAUGGAACAGCUUAAGUAUGAGCGUCUCAUGCAGGAGGUUGUUGCGGAGACGCUGGCGCUUCGGCAGCUGGACUGUAGCCACAACCAGCUUGAGGCGCUAUUAGAUGAACGUUUACCCACAGCCGAUUCCGAAAUAAAGCUGCGAUGGGUAACCGACUCCUUGCAGCAGUCAGAGGAGCUACGCUCGGAACUUAUUGCGCAGUGUCGGCAGCACAUUGAACGUCUGAAAAAGGAAGAACACUACCGUCGAUGCCGCAUGGUCGGCUAUGCCAAAGAGAAUGCGCUGUGCUGGUCACGUUGUCUGCAGGAUUUGUCCGCACUGUACGAGGGUCAUUAUGAUACCGUAACUGUCAAAUGCAAUGCUUCCAUGCAACUGCGUUACCUCUUGGCGUACGAAAAGGACCUUGUAAUAAAGGACCUCCACCAAUUGCAGCGGGAAUUUUCUCUCCUUGAGAAAAGCUGGGCCAAGUUAACUUCGUUACUGGAGGAGUUGGAUUUGCCAGUGCCCCCGUUAGCAGAAUGUGAGAAAGAUGUCUCCUGUGGGGAAUUUCGCCGCACCAUUUCUGAGCUUGUCAGUGGCCGUCUUAUUUGUGGCGAUUUUGCACGACUAUUGCCGAUUAGGGGAGAAGGGCGGUCCUCUCCAACGGCUGGGAAAAGGGAUAGUGCGACUGCCGGUGCUGGUGGCUAA
Trypanosoma cruzi is the source of this 2097-nucleotide messenger RNA. RefSeq lists its product as uncharacterized. The record is from RefSeq and is a predicted model, not a curated record. Bases 1 to 2097 code for a protein of 698 amino acids. The transcript has a single exon. Lineage: Eukaryota; Euglenozoa; Kinetoplastea; Trypanosomatida; Trypanosomatidae.